AUGGCUACCACGCGAGCAAAAAGAGCAUGCGAGUUCUGCAACUCUCGUCGCAUUAAAUGCAAUGCGAUGGAGAGCAUGCCAUGUCGCAAUUGCGCUGCAGCCAAUGUCGAGUGUCGGGUGACGCAGUCGCGCCGAGGUAGAUACGCUCGCCGUCCCAAGACACCGAAGACACCGAAGAGCCGCAUAUCUUACACGGCCAACGAUAUCCCCAGUACUGAGCUUCCUAGCGAUCCUCAGGACUCGCAGGACCCUCAGUAUCCCCAAGAUCCCCAAUGUUUUCGAGGUCGUCAGGAACCCCCGAGUGCCCAGGGCCCCCGGGACCUUCAGGAUACCUCUCUGGAUCAACUAGCCAAGCCCUAUCAGGACAACGAGGUCUACCUUGGAGAGUCGACUCUGCUGCGGGUCGUACAUAAUGACCAUCCUCCGGUGGGAUCAUAUCGCAGCACAAAGUCCCACCUUCGCUAUCCAUUGCCCGAAGUAGCCGCUAUACCGGAGUGGGAGCGUCAGAGAAAGAGUCGGAGAUUAGAGGCCCUGACUGCAGAGGGUGUUUUGUCCUCGCCAGAUGCAACAGUGCAGAGUGAACUAUUUGAAGCGUAUUUCAAAUGGUUUCAUGUGUGCUUCCCCAUCGUGAACAAACCGGCUACCUUUCGUCAGAGCCAGGCGGGUGAGCUUUCGCCUAUGUUGUGCAAUGCAAUGAUGUUCAUUGGUGUCAUUCACAGCCACCCGGAUGAGUUACGAAAGAUUGGGUUGGGAAACCGCGAAGAAGCAAGACACUUGUUUUAUAAUCGCGCUAAAGACCUCUAUGAUGUCGACUAUGAGUCCAACUCUCUAGUCCAGCUGCAAACUAUGUUUUUGUUAAGCUUUUGGCGAGGGGGGCCGCUGUUGCAGAAGGAUUGUCGAUACUGGCUUGGAGGCGCAAUCACUCUUGCCCAGAAAAAGGGGAUGCAUCGCUCAUUCGGUAAUUCGGAUUCUAUGCAAGCUAGGCUGAGAAAGCGUAUCUGGUGGUCAGUCUACGUAAGAGAACACCAGUGUGCCGCGGCUCUGGGUUUACCGAACCGGAUUUACGACGACGACUGCGAUGUCGAUUCUCUCACUGUGUCGGACCUUGAUGAUUCAGAGAGCUUAGAUGCUCCCACCCGGCUGUACAACCUGGAGCAUGUCUAUUAUGCUAUUGAAAUGGCUAAGUUGACAAUGUUUUUGGGAAAAAUUGUUCACAAGGAAUACAUGCCAAACGGUGAUCAAAGUCCACUCGGCCGAAGACAACUCAAAUCUGAACUUAACACCUGGCAUCGGCAGCUACCGGAGGUCUUGGGCCGGGGGAAUGAUACUGGUGGGCUUUUUGUAGGAAUGUUGCAUAUGGCAUAUAAUAACAUCCUGAUUCUUCUGUCACGAUGGGCGUUCAUCGCAGGAGAUCACGCCGGGGCGGAAGAAAAUAGCCAAACAGCGUACCUUGCGGCAUGCCGCAUAUCUCGAAUUGCAGAGGAUCUUCUUGCAGAAAACCUUAUUGGGCACGGUCAGAUUCACUUAAUCACAUGUCUUUUCAACGCUUUGUGUAUUCACACGGUGAACCUGCGCCGGGUUGAGGGUACAUCGCGGCUCGUGGCUGAACAUCGUGCUAAGAUGUGUUUAUACGGCCUCCGAGAGCUACAAAAGACUUGGGAAGUAACCAACUGGGUGCUUCAAAUUUUUUUCCAGCAUCUUGACCGCUCCAUGGCACGACGCCUGCAGAUGAUUGAUCAAGAAGAAGAUGAUGAUACUCGGUCUAUGGCGGACAAAGGGCCCAACAUAGGCCCAUCACAUCCGCCUAAUCAUACUCCAUCGGCCCCAAUGACUGGCACAAAUGAGCCAAACGAAACCGGGGCCCAGAUACCAGUUCCUCCCAUGUUGGAGUCAGAAUUUCCUAAUUGGGGCUCCCUGGAAGACGUUGGUGAAUUCUCGUUAGAUGCUCUUUCGAACUUGGAUGGAAUUACUGCUGUUGACCUUGAACUUCUUGCAAGCUGUUUAACUUGA
Molecule: messenger RNA, 2010 nt
Organism: Talaromyces rugulosus
Lineage: Eukaryota; Fungi; Ascomycota; Eurotiomycetes; Eurotiales; Trichocomaceae
Exons: 1
Coding region: 1-2010 (669 amino acids)
Biological process (GO): regulation of DNA-templated transcription; DNA-templated transcription
Molecular function (GO): DNA-binding transcription factor activity, RNA polymerase II-specific; DNA binding; zinc ion binding
Source: RefSeq, a predicted model, not a curated record